Molecule: messenger RNA, 6009 nt
Organism: Stomoxys calcitrans (stable fly)
Lineage: Eukaryota; Metazoa; Arthropoda; Insecta; Diptera; Muscidae
Product: cadherin-23
Exons: 12
Coding region: 1-5949 (1982 amino acids)
Biological process (GO): homophilic cell-cell adhesion
Cellular component (GO): desmosome; plasma membrane
Molecular function (GO): calcium ion binding
Source: RefSeq, a predicted model, not a curated record
AUGCAUCGAACCAAAAAGAGGUCUUCCUUUGGAGCCUCUCUAAAUAUACCCGACUCAGCGACACCAUCCAAAAUGAAACAUCACAAAGUGCGAUUAAAAUGUCCAGGCGAUAAUCCUGGAAAACCUUUUUUAAGUCCUUUUAUAAUAAUAGUAGUAAUACAACUAAUGUCAGUACACAAUGCUCAUGCCAAUCGACCGCCUCGCUUUAUUAUCGAGGGACAAUCGGAAAUUGUUUUGCGACUAAAGGAGAGUCCGGAAACGGAAGUUGGCACCCUGAUAUACACUCUGAAGGGCUACGAUCCCGACAAUGAUCCCUUGACUUUUGGCAAAAGACCUUCGGCCGAUAGUGAAGUGAUACGAAUCGAAAACAAGAGCUCGAAUGAAGCCAAUGUGUACCUGGCCAAAGAAUUGGAUAGAGAAACUCAGGAUGAAUACUCGAUAGUUUUAACGCUAACCGAUAACCAUUACAACGAUUACAAUUAUGUCACCCAAAGUUUUCUGCUUCUAGUGGAGGAUAUCAAUGAUAAUGCACCCAUAUUUUUACCCUACCAAAGUGCUAUAGAAAUACCGGAAAAUAGUGAGCCCAGUGUUAUAACAGCAUUGGAGGCUGUGGAUGCCGAUGAGGGAGCCUAUGGCCAAGUGGUGUAUUAUUUACAAGAAUUGGAAGGUGAUAAUGAUGUCUUCUCCAUUACCACACAUCAAGGGAAGGGUAUAUUAAGUCUAAGGGGCCAAUUGGACUAUGAGACAAAGGCUCUUUAUCAACUCAGAGUUUUGGCAGUGGAUAGAGCCAAUCAGGGUCCUGUUAAUACAGGCACAGCAGCAAUAUUGAUAAAAGUCAAAGAUAUUGAAGAUCAGCCACCGGAAUUUGUUAAGGUACAGCCGGUGGCUAGAAUACCUGAAGAUGCUGCUGUGGGUACAAGGGUGAUGCGAGUACUUUGUGUGGAUGGAGAUCGUGGCAUUAACAAUCCCAUAGCUUAUGAAUUGGAAUCAAAUGAGUUGUUUGCCAUUGAACGAAAUACUGGCUGGAUAUAUACAAUACGGGAAUUGGAUCGGGAAGAUCCCAGUAAUCAGGUGAAUGGAGCAUAUAUUCUAAAGGUGACAGCUAAGGAAAUAUCAAAGACAUCCCCCAUAACUCCUCUGGCUGCUCAAGUGAAAACUGAAGUCACCAUUAUAGUAUCGGAUGUUAAUGAUGAAAUACCCACUUUUGGUGAAGACAUCUAUCGUUGUGAGGUGAAUGAAAAUGCUCAGGCCAAUACACCAUUGAAUUUUAUCGAUGGUGAUGUACGACAUUUUGUCUACGAUCAUGAUGUGGGCAAUAAUGGUACAUUUCGUCUAUUUUUGGAUCCAACCAAUGAUCUUUUCGAGAUAGUCCCGGAUAUAGCGGUGAAUGAAGCCAGCUUUAUGAUAAGAGUGAAAAAUCCCAUAUCAUUGGAUUAUGAACAAAUGAAGGAAAUAAAUUUUACCCUCUUCGCCCGAGAAGUGGAUGAGCCCAGCCGUUAUUCCUCGGCCCACAUACAAAUUUUCAUAAGGGAUCAAAAUGAUAAUUUUCCAGAAUUUUCUCAAAGCAUCUACAAUGUGUCAUUGGCGGAGAACAGUGAAGUGGGCUCCUUGGUGACCAAACUAGAGGCUACGGAUGUGGAUUCAGGGGAUUUUGGUACAAUGGGCAUACGAUUUCGCAAUCUAAGAGGUGGCAUAGCUCAUUUAUUACAUUUGAAUCCCAUUACUGGCCUGGUGACCAUUAAACAGUCUGGAGGCUCUGCCUUCGAUCGUGAAAUCAUCUCCCGCCAUUAUUUAACUGUGGAGGCCAUAGACAAUUUGGGCCAAGGCAAUCGCAAUACGGCCCAAUUGAUAAUCAACAUUGAAGAUCUCAAUGACAAUGCCCCCAUCUUUUUGCAGCGCCAAUAUGAGGCCACACUGCUUGAGAAUAAAAUUACUUUUGAACAUCCUUUGCAAUUGGAGGCGCGCGAUAUCGAUUUGAUUGGCACCGAAAAUAGUCAAAUAACCUAUGAAAUUGUGGAGGGCAUGUAUCGCUCAAAUUUCUCCAUUGAUCCUGAAAUGGGCGAAUUGAGGCCCAUCAAUGCCUUUGACUAUGAACAGUUGGUGGAGCUAAAAAAUCGUCAAUCCUCAGCCGAGACCAUAGUAAGCUCGGACAAAGGCAUUCGUGUUUUAGAUCUCAUGGUGCGUGCUCGAGAUUCUGGCAUACCCAUGUUGUCCACGGUGGUUCCCGUGCUCAUAUAUGUUCAGGACAUUAAUGAUAACCCUCCGAUAUUUUUGAAAAAUUUCUACUCCAAAAGUAUCCCCGAAGAUAUGCCAGGUGGCAGCUCGGUUCUGCAAGUGAUGGCGAUUGAUCGUGAUGGUUCUGCACCCAAUAAUGUCAUUGUUUAUCGCAUUCAAUCUGGUGCUAAAGAUAAAUUUGUCAUCAACUCUGAGACGGGAGUGAUAUCGGUGGCUCAUGGUGCCAAUUUAGAUCCAGAUUUGACGGACAACAAGACUAUGCUGUAUACUUUGACGGUGCUUGCCAUUGACGGGGGUAUUGGCAAUACUCAGCUUAUGAAUACCGCUACUGUCAACCUCACCAUAAAGGAUGUCAACAACAAGUUACCUCUACUGCCCGAUUUACCCACAUUGCAAAUAGUUGAAAAUACCCCUGUGGGUACACAAAUUUAUCGAAUUGUAGCUAAUGAUUCUGAUGAAAAUCCCAUAAUACGGUACAAAAUCAACCCCUUCAAUUCGGAGGCACGUAAUGAAGAAGGAACUGUAGUUAAACAAAGUGAAUAUGAUUAUAUAUCGAUCUUUGAUCUGGAUCCCAUAGAUGGAACUUUACAACUUAUCAAGCUGAUUGAUCGUGAACGAGUGGAACACAUCAAGCUGGCAAUAGUCGUAGAAGAUUUGGCAGCAGCCAAAGGAAAACAAAUUGUGGAGGGCUUUCUUACCAUACUCGUUGCCGACGAAAAUGAUAAUAAUCCCAAAUUCAAGCAGCCCUUUUACAAGAGAUCCAUAACCGAGAACAGUAUGAAUGGUGUUUUGAUAGCCAAUGUGAUUGCCUAUGACAUUGACAAGAAUCGCACCAUCACCUAUAGUGUGGAGGGUAAUCCUUUGAUCAGGCAAAUGAUUCACAUGGAUUCGCAUACGGGUGAAAUUGUGGUGGCCAAUAAAAUCGAUCAUGAGCAGUAUCAAUGGUUAAAUUUCUCCGUUAGAGCCACUGAUUCAGGUGUGCCUCCACGUUCAUCAUUGGUGGAUGUUUUUGUAUCUGUUCUGGAUGAGAACGAUAAUAAUCCCUAUUUCAUUGGAGGUUCUAAGAAUUAUACAAUCAGUGAGUCGGCUGUGGUUGGCACACGCAUAGGUACCAUACAAGCCUCCGACGCUGAUUCGGGAGAUUUUGGAAAAAUCACUUUUCUCAUGGAUCGCAUAAGUUCUCAGGGCAAAUUUUCCAUAGAUGCAGACACCGGAGUGUUGACGGUGAUAGAUAAACUCGAUCGUGAAACUAAGGAUUUUUAUAUGCUGGUUAUCGAAGCAUGGGAUAAUUAUCAAUUUGGUUUCUUAGCGGGAGAGAGUCGCAAUGCCUUUAAACAAGUUUUUAUUACAAUUUUGGAUGAGAAUGAUAAUGUUCCCGAAGUUUUUGUGCCCUCAACUUGUGUAUUAAUCACAGAGUACCAUGAGCUCAACGAAAAGAUUGCCACAAUCAAGGGUAAGGAUGCUGAUGACCCACAAACACCAAAUGGACGUUUGGAAUUCAAGAUAACAAAGGGAAACCCAGAAGAACUGUUUGAAUUGCGUCAAAUUGAUUCAUGGAACGCCCACAUUUAUGCCCGAAAAUCUCUUCGAAAUCGUUAUGGCAAUCACACCUUAACCAUAAGCACCCGUGACUUGGGUGCACCACCCAACAUUGUGACCAAACUACUGGACAUUUGUAUAUCGGAUUUCAAUGAUCAUGCACCAGUGUUUGUUCAACCUCUACAUAAUACAACAGUGCGUGUACCAGAAAAUGCAACCGUUGGCUCGUUGAUACUACAGGUGAUGGCUACCGAUGAAGAUAUUGGCAUGAAUGCUUUAGUUCGUUAUCGCCUAAAACCUGAUCCUUUAGGUAGUUAUCGACUUUUCGAUUUGGAUGCAGAUACAGGUCAUUUAUUUCUGAAGGAACCUUUGGAUCGAGAUAAACAAAAGAUACAUGAGAUAAGAAUAGAGGCCUAUGAUCAAGGAUUGCCCACCUCACUGAGUGCAGAUUUGGAUUUGACCAUAUAUAUAAGGAAUGUUAAUGAAUAUGAACCUCAAUUUAUUGUGGAUGAAAUUGCGGUGAAUUUUACGGAACAUUCUGACCCCGGAUCUGAACGAGUCAAGCUUCCCGAUACCAUAGACAAGGACGAAGUGGAUGAUUUAGAUGAUCCUCCAAGUCAGGUUUGUUAUUUCAUAGUCAAAGGCAACGAGGAGGACAAUUUCCAUUUGGAUGCUGAGACCCACAUACUGACCACUCAAAAAGAAUUGGACCGCGAGUUAAAAGCCUUCUACCAUCUCUAUGUGAGGGCCUCGGAAAAUUGUAAUAUGGCCGGCGGCGAAUAUCAAAUGGCCACUAGUAAACAAUGGGAAAUCGAAAUUGAUCAAGAACCUAUAAGACCUUUCAAUCGUCGUCAAGGAGGAUUUUUGAGAAAUAACAAAAAUUUUGAUCGUUAUAAGCACUCGAGAAAUUUACGUUCCAUAGCCUAUGGCGAUUUUGACAACUAUGGCAAUUACUCCUCAAGCAGUGAAGAGCUACUCAUGAGCGACAGCACCAUUGUAAGGGUUAUGGUUCGUGUCUUGGAUAUCAAUGACAAUCCUCCAAAAUUUCGUUCGAAAAUUUUUACCGGUGGCAUAACAACAAAUGCCGAUUUUGGCACUCGCUUUAUGCGUGUAGAGGCCGAGGAUUUGGAUGAGGGUCCCAAUGCCCAAAUUUUCUAUUACCAAGUGGGCGAUAUAAGACAGACACUGUCUGAGGGUUUGGAAAAUAUACGCACCUCUCCCUUUCUGGUGGACCAGGAGACGGGGGAAAUACAAUUGAAUUUUGAUCCUCAGAAAGGCAUGAAAGGCUAUUUUGAUUUUAUGGUCUUGGCCAACGAUACGCUGGGCAUGAAGGAUGUGGCCCAUGUUUUUAUCUACCUCCUGAGGGAAGAUCAAAAAGUACGCUUUGUGUUUAGACUGCAGCCCAAUGAGUUGAGGGACAGGAUACAAAUGUUUAGAGAGAAUCUAAGCAACAUCACAGAUACCAUAGUCAAUAUCGAUGAGAUCAAGGUGCAUGAGAACAAAGAUGGUUCGGUGGACAAAACCAAAACGGAUCUGUAUAUGCAUCUUGUGGGCAAGGAGGACAACUCAAUCUAUGAAGUGGCUGAUGUUUUGAAUUUGAUAGACUCCCAUAUAGAACAUUUAGAUGAUUUGUUUAAGGAGCUCAAUGUCUUGGAUACCCAACCGGCUGAGGCGCAGUUAUUGCAAGCAGGGCAACAGGCAAAUGCCAUGUACAUAUGGCUAAUAUUCACUAAUCUGUUUUUGGCCACAUUACUGGUGGUAACCUUGGCGUUAUGUGCCUCUCAGCGCAAUGGCUACAAAAGGCAGUUGAGGGCGGCCAAAGUCAAUAUAUUUCGUAACUCUUCGUUAUCUUUGCAAAAUCCCCAUGAGCCCGCCUCGCGUGUGCCUAAUACAAAUAAACAUAGUGUUCAGGGUUCAAAUCCCAUUUGGUUAAAGGGCUAUGAAAAUGAAUGGUUCAAAACCGAUGAAAAUUUAAGUCAAAGUGGCCACGAUUCAUUGGAUGAUAACUUUCUUGCUAUCGGCACUCCCAAUAUCCAGGAAACUUUAAAGGGCACUGCUAAACUCUUCAACCACACCAAUGAUUUAAAUCGUCAUUUUAAUGUCUACAAUCAAAUCGAUAAAUUAACAAAUAAUGCUCAACUCUUAGCAAGGAAAUUAGAAACUACCGAAUUGUAAAAGCUCAUCAGUCCAGGAAUUGUAUUUACACUGUAGUUUUAAGUUAUUUAUUAUUUUAAG